AUGAAGGUCGCUACCUCGGCGCUGCUCGUGGGAGCAGUAUCCGCCUCUGUGGGCCCCCAGCAGCAGGUCCUCAAGUUCCCCGACUCGUUCAGCGAGCUCAAGGAGGGCGCCUGGUCCAAGCCCCUCCACAAACUCGAGGAGAGCCUCAAGACGCUCACCGGCGAGGCCCGCGCUGUCUGGGAUGAGGUCGCCAUGAUGUUCCCCGAAUCCUUUGAGAAGGCUGCCUUCUUCUCCGAGCCCAAGCCACACACUCGCAAGCACGACAGCGAGUGGGACCACAUCAUCAAGGGCGCCGACAUCCAAAAUGUCUGGGUCGAGAACAAGAACGGCGACAAGGAGCGCGAGAUCGACGGCAAGCUCGAGAACUACAGCAUGAGGACCAAGAAGGUCGACCCCAGCGUUCUCGGCGUCGACAAGGUCAAGCAGUACAGUGGCUACCUCGAUGACGAGGAGGAGGACAAGCACCUCUUCUACUGGUUCUUCGAGUCUCGCAACGACCCCAAGAAUGACCCUGUCGUGCUUUGGCUGAAUGGCGGACCCGGCUGCUCGUCACUGACCGGCCUGUUCAUGGAGCUCGGCCCGGCUUCCAUCACCAAGGACGGCAAGAUCAAGCACAACCCCUACUCGUGGAACAGCAACGCCUCGGUCAUCUUCCUCGACCAGCCCGUCAACGUCGGAUACUCUUACUCGAGCGGCCAGGUUAGCAACACCGUCGCCGCCGGCAAAGACAUCUACGCCCUCCUCACCCUCUUCUUCAAGCAAUUCCCCGAGUACGCCGAGCAGAGCUUCCACAUCUCUGGCGAGUCCUACGCUGGCCACUACAUUCCCGUCUUCGCGUCUGAAAUUCUCUCCCACAAGAAGCGCAACAUCAACCUCCAGUCCGUCCUCAUCGGUAACGGUCUGACUGAUGGCCUCACCCAAUACGAAUACUACCGCCCCAUGGCCUGCGGUGAAGGCGGCUGGCCUGCCGUCCUUGACGAGAGCCAAUGCAAAGCCAUGGACAACGCAUACCCUCGCUGCGCCAGCUUGAUUGAGAACUGCUACAACAGCGAGUCGGUUUGGUCCUGUGUCCCUGCCUCCAUCUACUGCAACAACGCUAUGAUCGGUCCCUACCAGCGCACCGGCCAAAACGUCUACGACAUCCGCAAGCCAUGCGGCAGCAACUCUCUCUGCUACGACGAGUUGGACUGGAUACAAGCUUACCUUAACAAGAAGGAAGUCAUGAAGGCAGUUGGCGCUGAGAUUUCGUCGUACGAGUCGUGCAACUUCGACAUCAACCGCAACUUCCUGCUUCAGGGAGACUGGAUGAAACCCUUUCACCGCAUCGUCCCCGGUCUCCUCGCCGAGAUCCCCGUCCUCAUCUACGCUGGAGAUGCAGACUACAUUUGCAACUGGCUCGGUAACAAGGCCUGGACCGAGGCACUCGAGUGGCCCGGCCAGAAGGACUACAACAAGGCGGAGAUGGAGGACUUUAAGAUUGACGGCAAGGGCGAGGCGGUUGGCCAGGUCAAGUCGAGUGGAAACUUUACUUUCCUCAAGAUCCAUGCAGGUGGUCACAUGGUGCCAUAUGACCAGCCCGAGGCCAGCUUGACCAUGCUGAACAGGUGGUUGGCUGGUGACUUUUGGGCUUGA
Messenger RNA from Plenodomus lingam JN3, 1632 nucleotides. RefSeq lists its product as uncharacterized. Gene Ontology annotation, molecular function: serine-type carboxypeptidase activity. The record is from RefSeq and is a predicted model, not a curated record. Gene Ontology annotation, cellular component: fungal-type vacuole. Lineage: Eukaryota; Fungi; Ascomycota; Dothideomycetes; Pleosporales; Leptosphaeriaceae. Gene Ontology annotation, biological process: proteolysis.